AUGGGGAGAGAGGACAAGUUGUAUUUGAUUCGCAAGAAUUUUGGAUGUGAUGAGACCUUCUGGGCGGAAUUAAAAAAUCUUGAAGGACAGCUUUGUUAUUUUCAAGAUCAAAAAAGAAUAAUUGGUAAAUUUUAUUUGUUUAAAGUUAAAGAUUUUGUUAUCGUAUAUAAAAAUAGCGACAAAGAACAUACAACUACUCGAGAGUUUUUUCUGAAAGAAUUACAGCUAAUGGGACUCGAAAUAGAAUCGGUCAUAAAUUGCAAAUAUUUUAAGGAAAAUUCUACAUUCGAAAGGACAUUUGUAAAAAUAUUUACACCAUUUGAAAUAAUGUGCAAAUACGCAGAACUAAUGAAAUUUCCAAUAUCAGUCGAGGUUUGGCAUUGCAAUUUCAUGUUCCAGUCGCGGACGAGUUACCAAGGAAAAACUUUAAUCAAAAGGUUUAGAUCGGAUUCUGCUUUUUCUGUCAAAGGAAUCUUGCGCAAAUCAUGGGCGUCAUUCAGCAAAAUUUAUUCUAAGCAGCCCCUCAAAUAUAUUCGGCACUAUUUCGGGGAAAAUGUAGCUAUGUAUUUUUCGUGCGACUAUUGCACUGAAAAUAAAAUUGGAUAUUUGUUUGACAACGACGGGACAAUUUUGUAUUCUGUGUUUAUCACAAUUUCGGGUAAUUUGUUGCAUUUUUAUGUUGUUAAUGUCUUGAUCUCUGGGAUUUCUGUGAUUGUGUAUCGCUCUACGAUUUCCGCCGUAAUUGCAAAAAACAACAGUAACGUCCACAAGUGGUCGCGACUGAUUGCUUCCUUAACAGGAGCGACGAUAAGUUUUAUAAUCAUAAAAUUGUUGAGUCUUGUUUACAUGAUACUUGCAAAGAAACUGACUCAAUGGGAAAAUUUUGAAAACAAUUAUGCAGUAAAAGGAUUCAUAUUUCAAUUUGUCAAUUUUUGUUCUCCUUUAAUCUACAUUGCAUUCUUCAAGGGAAGGUUUACUGGAUACCCAGGACACUACAACAAAAUUUUUGGGACUAGAUUGGAACAAAAAUCUGGGAAAAAAAUUAUUUUCUUGCCGAAUAUCCCGGACUGUUUGACGAAUAUUUGGAAAUGGGUGAAAAUCACUUUUAAUUCGCUAGUUUUGCAAUUUGGAUUAGUUACAAUGUUCGCAAUGGCAUUACCGAUUCUGCCUCUUUUUUCUCUGAUCAACAACAUGCUCGAAAUCAGAAUUGACGCUUUCAAAUUUAUGAAUUUCUACAGACGACCAAUUGCAGAAAGACGCAAAAAUAUUGGAAUUUGGAACGAAAUUCUGAACAUUUUAGUCAGGAUGAGCGUCCUAGUUAACGUAGUAGUCUGA
Octopus sinensis (East Asian common octopus) is the source of this 1335-nucleotide messenger RNA. RefSeq lists its product as uncharacterized. NCBI's taxonomy places the organism in Eukaryota, Metazoa, Mollusca, Cephalopoda, Octopoda, Octopodidae. The coding region runs from base 1 to 1335 and encodes 444 amino acids. Gene Ontology annotation, molecular function: protein dimerization activity; chloride channel activity. The transcript has 7 exons. The record is from RefSeq and is a predicted model, not a curated record. Gene Ontology annotation, biological process: chloride transmembrane transport. Gene Ontology annotation, cellular component: plasma membrane.